Molecule: messenger RNA, 261 nt
Organism: Ambispora leptoticha
Lineage: Eukaryota; Fungi; Glomeromycota; Glomeromycetes; Archaeosporales; Ambisporaceae
Source: the annotation of a GenBank genome assembly
AUGAUCAUUAAUGCAAAUAUACCUACUGAAGAACCUCUCAAUGAUGCUCAAAUUAUUGAAAUUGUACUGGCAGAGCAAUUAGAAGAUAAGCAAGAUAAUCCUAACGACAGUGAUGAGAAAUUAUGCAACAUUCUACCUUUAAAUGUAUUUCAAAAAUACUUGCCUCUAAUGGAGAAAAAAAAUGCUGAAGCAAAGAAACAAAAAUCUAUUACAGAUUUUUUUGGCUCAUUAGAGAUUCAAGAGACUACUAGUAAUAAUUAG